Messenger RNA from Camellia sinensis, 411 nucleotides. RefSeq lists its product as uncharacterized. NCBI's taxonomy places the organism in Eukaryota, Viridiplantae, Streptophyta, Magnoliopsida, Ericales, Theaceae. The record is from RefSeq and is a predicted model, not a curated record.
AUGGCCGAAAAGGAAGGUGGCAUUGUGAAGAAAGGCCACGAAGAUGGCCUAAAAAUGGCGGUUUCAAUCCUAGAAGAGUUUGAGCUCCCUUUGGGACUCCUCCCUCUAGUCAAUGUGAUCGAAGUAGGGUUUGUAAAGAGUACUGGGUACAUGUGGAUUGUUCAAGAAAAGCAAGUCGAGCACGAGUUCAAGACGAUUAGCAAGCUGGUGAGCUAUGACUCUAAUAUCCAUGGCUAUGUGGAGAAGAAGAGAAUCAAGAAGCUCAAGGGUGUGAAGGCCAAGGAGCUUGUGUUGUGGCCCCCGGUCAGCGAGAUUAGUGUUGAUGAUCCACCGACCGGGAAAAUCCACUUCAAGAGCCUUGCAGGGAUCACCAAGACAUUUCCUGUGGAGGCUUUUGCUGCUGGACAGUAA